Topomyia yanbarensis is the source of this 788-nucleotide messenger RNA. Its product is annotated as apolipoprotein D-like. Gene Ontology annotation, molecular function: pigment binding. Bases 27 to 635 code for a protein of 202 amino acids. The transcript is spliced from 4 exons. NCBI's taxonomy places the organism in Eukaryota, Metazoa, Arthropoda, Insecta, Diptera, Culicidae. The record is from RefSeq and is a predicted model, not a curated record.
UGGUUGAACAUUUCGGCACACAGACGAUGAAUUUGAUUGUGACUGCUAGUAUCUUACUCCUGGCUGGAGGUGCGUCAGUCGCUCAGAUAAUCUCCAUCGGACAAUGCCCGGAACAUCAGGUGGUGCAGAAUUUCGACGUGCUUGCCUACGCCGGUGAAUGGUACGAGCUUAGUCGUUACGAAACGGUAAACCAACGGGGCGGCGAAUGCGUUCACGUCAACUACACAUUGAACGAGGAUGGCUCAGUGCGGGUUGAAAACCGUCAUCUAGUUCCACCCGGUGGUCAGUUUGAACUGGCCAUUGGACGGGCAGUGAUCUCGUUUCCCGAUGAAGUGCCGCUGCAGGGAAAGCUGAACGUUAGCUUCGGUGCAAUGCCUCCGACAACGUCGAACUAUUGGGUGCUUGAUACGGAUUAUACUAGUUUUUCGUUCGUCUGGAGUUGCUUCCCCGUUAGUGACACUAUUCGUGGUGAAAACUUCUGGUUGCUUUCGAGAACUGUCGACCUCUCGGCCAGCUCCCAAAGUCGCGUUGACGAGUUGAUAGAUCAGUAUCUGAUGCAAAGACAUAUCAGAGUAACCCAACAUGAUUUGCCCUACUGCGGUGAUCAGGAAGUAACAAUAGAACCAAUCGAAUAAAGUCCGGAGCUACAUGCUACACCAGCGGACUUGAGGAGAGUUAUACUUUAAUGCUGACUGUACGUGGAGUUUGUCACCUUGGUUGACUAUAAAAAAAUCCUUGAAAAAAUCCAUCGUGUUUUAAUACAAUCAUUGCACCUAUGAUGCACUAAA